AAAAAAAACUCUCCCUUCUCAAAUCAUCAAUAUUAUUUCAAUUCAAGAUCAUGGAUAAAAAUAGUGCCUACUCUUCCUCCGAAGAAAAUUCCAAUUGCAAUAAAAAGCUAAAGCUAUUCGGAGUCGAGCUCGAUCAAUCUGAUCACGAUGCCAACAACAACAUCAACAACAAAGGGUGGUUAGAGCGCGACGAGAGCGUCAACUCGUCAGGGUCCUCCACGGUGACCGACAAAGCGGGCCCCACCGAGGCGGAGGACAGGAAGUUCGAGUGCCAAUACUGCUUGAAGGUGUUUGCAAACUCGCAAGCUUUAGGAGGGCACCAAAAUGCACACAAGAAGGAAAGGCUGAGGAAAAAGAGGCUGCAGCUUCAAGCAAGAAAGGCCAGCAUCAAUUGCUACAUUCAACCUUUUUACUACAACAACAGCAACAAUCAAAAUAGUAAUAACCAUUCUUUGGAUUAUUAUGGAUCUAAAUCUGCAUGGUUUUAUGAUCCAUCAUCCCAUCCUCCUGAAUUUUCGGCUUACGAGGAUCAGCAGCCGCAGAUCAGCUUUAGUGGUCCCGAGAUCUCAAGGUCAUGGGCCGGGGUUGACCAUGUUUCACUUCAUCAAGACACGCGUGCGUUUAGUCUCACGCAUGCUUCAACGGAUCAUCACAAGCCGAGGCCCCUCAUAAUCAACAAGGGUUCAUCCUUGCCUAAUUCAAUCAAGAAUUGUACCAGGAAGAAUUUGGAUCUUCAAUUAGGGUUGAGUUUGCAGUCUACAAUUUGAAUUUAUACGUUACUUUCAUUCUAUAUCUACAUAUAUAGGGAUAGGGCCUCAUUUUUCUUCAAAAUUUAUCUUUUAAGUUAGGGUUUGCAACUGUGUAGCUCUUUAAUUUGAAGAGGAAUAUGAUAAAUCAAUGAAAAAGAUGCAUCGUUGCUUA
Messenger RNA from Salvia splendens (bonfire salvia), 921 nucleotides. Its product is annotated as zinc finger protein GIS. Lineage: Eukaryota; Viridiplantae; Streptophyta; Magnoliopsida; Lamiales; Lamiaceae. Gene Ontology annotation, molecular function: transcription cis-regulatory region binding; DNA-binding transcription factor activity. Bases 51 to 767 code for a protein of 238 amino acids. Gene Ontology annotation, cellular component: nucleus. Gene Ontology annotation, biological process: gibberellic acid mediated signaling pathway; cytokinin-activated signaling pathway; trichome differentiation. The transcript has a single exon. The record is from RefSeq and is a predicted model, not a curated record.